This is a messenger RNA of Carica papaya (papaya), 1603 nucleotides long. The record is from RefSeq and is a predicted model, not a curated record. NCBI's taxonomy places the organism in Eukaryota, Viridiplantae, Streptophyta, Magnoliopsida, Brassicales, Caricaceae.
UUUCAGGAUUUGGAUUGAAUUGCAUUGAAUUAUAUAGGAACCAAGAGAAUCUUUUCAUUUGGAUGUUUACGGCAUUUCAGAUUGACUAGUGGCGGUUAGAUUUUGACUGCGUAUUAAAGCAUUAUAUUGCUCCUGACUGCGGUGGGGUUGGGAGAAAUUGGCUUUGAAUAUGGAGGACCAAGAGAGUCUUUCUCAUGGGUCUCAUGUAAAUUCAGUCAGAGAAUUGAGAUUAGAGGAAGAUGAGGAAGAGUUCCGAAGCUGUUGUGAGGAUGAAGAGGUGUGGAAGGAGACUGAAGAAUUGGGGAAGACUGAAGAAUCAAAGGAAGAUAUUGAUGAAUUUUCAGUGAAGAUGUUUUUCAAGGGGAUAUCAAUAGCUGAGGCGGGGGAUGCUGGUUCUGGGUAUUCCGGAAUUGGAGUGGUGAUGGAGAGAUCACCCAAUAUUCCUCUCAUUCAGGUGCAGAAAAAGCUUGGUUUUUAUGUUGAGGAAUCUGUGGCUGAUUAUUUGGCCUUGAUGGACGGUCUUGCAGAGGCCAUUCAAAAUAAUAUCAAUCGUGUAUAUGCUUUCACUGACUCUGAGCUGCUUUAUGAUCAGAUUAUGCAUGAGGACAAACUUGAGACCCCACUUUUAAUUGCUCUGAGGCAAAGGAUCAUUGAACAGACAGAUAGUCUAGAUGCUUUUUUUCUAGAUUUAGUUCCAAGAGAGGAUCUUGAAAGACCACUUGAAUUAGCCCAAGUAGCAAUUGGAGUUGUCUCUUCUCCUUCCGAGGGAGAUAAGUCUGUUGAAAGUUGUUCCAUCUGCUGUGAGGACAAGCCAGCACUGAUGAUGAUUAAAAUGAAAUGUUCCCACAAGUUCUGUUCACAUUGCAUGAGAACCUAUGUAGAUGGAAAGGUUCAGUCAUCUCAAGUCCCCAUCCGAUGCCCUCAGUUGAAAUGCAAGUAUUUUAUCUCAACCACUGAAUGCAAAUCUUUCCUUCCACUUACGUCCUACGAGUCUUUGGAAAGAGCACUUGCAGAAGCAAAUAUUUUUCACUCAGAUAAAAUGUACUGCCCCUAUCCAAAUUGUUCUGCCUUGCUUGAUUCUCAGGAAUGUUUGUCUCCAAGUGCAAGUUCAUCAAGUAUGUCCGGAAAUAGUUGUGUUGAGUGCCCAGUUUGUCAGAGGUUUAUCUGUGUGGAAUGUGAGGUGCCUUGGCAUUCGGCAAUGAGCUGCGAAGAGUACCAGAACCUGCCUCUUGAGGAAAGAGAUGCCUCAGACAUUACCUUGCAUCGUUUGGCACAGAAUAAAAGGUGGAAGCGUUGUCAGCAAUGCCGAAGGAUGAUUGAACUGACCCAAGGUUGCUACCAUAUGACUUGUCGGUGCGGGCAUGAAUUCUGUUAUUCCUGCGGUGCAGAGUACAGGGAGGGCCCGCAGACCUGUCAGUGUGCCUUCUGGGAUGAAGACAAUUCUGAAGACUUGGUGAAUCAUUCUGUCCAAGAAUCAGAACAGUGGGCAUGGGAGACUUUCAAUUCACUACCAAUGAUCAUGGAUGCCUACUCAGACAGAGAGAUCACAGCUGCAACUUAUCAAAGUUCUGGCUGGAGUUUCAGUCUGAGCGACAUCACCCCU